This is a messenger RNA of Motacilla alba alba, 3722 nucleotides long. RefSeq names its product secernin 1 (gene SCRN1). Bases 57 to 1301 code for a protein of 414 amino acids. The record is from RefSeq and is a predicted model, not a curated record. Gene Ontology annotation, molecular function: cysteine-type exopeptidase activity; dipeptidase activity. Gene Ontology annotation, biological process: proteolysis. The transcript has 9 exons. NCBI's taxonomy places the organism in Eukaryota, Metazoa, Chordata, Aves, Passeriformes, Motacillidae.
GGGGCCGGGGCGCCGCGGGGCCGAGCGGAGCGGGAGGAGCGGGAGCGGCGCUCAGGAUGGCUGCAGCUCCUCCAAGCUACUGUUUUGUAGCCUUCCCGCCCUGCUCUAGAGAUGGGCUGGUGGUGUUUGGGAAGAACUCUGCGCGGCCCAGGGACGAGGUACAGGAGGUGGUCUACUUUGCUGCUGCAGAGCAUGAGCCAGGAAGCAAAGUUGAGUGCACGUACAUCGAGAUUGAGCAGGUGCCCAAGACUCAUGCUGUGGUGCUGAGCAGGCCCUCCUGGCUUUGGGGGGCAGAAAUGGGAGCUAACGAGCACGGAGUGUGUGUAGCUAAUGAAGCUGUCGUGACCAGAGAACCAGCUUCUGAGUCUGAAGCCUUGCUUGGCAUGGAUCUUGUCAGACUUGGCCUAGAAAGGGGUGCAACAGCUAAAGAAGCAUUGGAUGUAAUAGUUGCUCUGUUGGAAGAGCAUGGACAAGGUGGAAAUUAUUAUGAAGAUGGGAGUUCAUGCCAUACUUUCCAAAGUGCAUUUUUGAUUGUGGACAGAAAUGAAGCCUGGAUACUGGAGACUUCUGGGAAGUAUUGGGCAGCUGAAAGAAUCACAGAGGGAGUGAAAUGCAUUUGCAAUCAGCUUUCAUUAACUACAAAAAUUGAUGCUGAGCAUCCUGAACUAAGGAAUUAUGUGAAAAGUCAAGGCUGGUGGAAUGGAGACUCAGACUUCAAUUUUUCUGAAGUGUUUUCUCUUGCUGAUGACCAUUUAGCCUGUUGUUCUGGCAGGGAGAGCCUAGAAAAACAAGGUGGUGACGUUUCUGCACAAGCUAUGAUUGAUGUCCUGCGUGACAAGGAUAGUGGUGUCUGUGUGGACUCUGAAUCUUUCCUUACCACAGCUAGCAUAGUGUCUGUUCUGCCUCAGGACCCUAGUUUUCCCUGUAUUCAUUACUUCACUGGCACGCCAGACCCUUCAAGGUCCAUAUUUAAACCCUUUAUUUUUGUUGAUGAUGUAAAAUUAGUACCAAAAGUGCAGUCUCCUUCUUUUGGCAAUGAUGAUCCUGCUAAAAAGAUACCUCGAUUCCAGGAGAAACCAGAUCGUAGGCAUGAACUGUACAAGGCACAUGAAUGGGCCCGAUCUCUCCUGGAGAAUGAUCAGGAUAAAGGCCAGAAACUGAUGAGGAUUAUGUUAGACCUUGAAAAACAAGGUUUAGAAGCAAUGGAAGAUAUCCUUUCUCGUACAGAGAUUCUGGAUCCAGCUGAAGUAGUGGAUCUUUUCUAUGACUGUGUUGACACAGAACUAAAGUUCUUCAAAUAAACUACAGUGGCUAUUGUUAGCCUUUUCACUGGAAGACUGCAAUGUUCUUCAAGCCUUGAAAGAAAGUCUUCACACUUGUGAUUUUGCAGGAAAAAACAUUUCUAGAGGAAAAAAAUGUUACUUGCUAGCUGUAUCCGGUUAACAAAUUGCUUUCCUUUGUCCAAUCUUGUGGUGUUCCUGUUUGUGUAUGUAUAUAGUGAAAGGAGAAAGUCACUGACUGGUCCAAUUACUGUGUGCAUGCUGGCUAAUUUAGUACAGAAUGUUAAAACAUGUAUGUUGGGCAACCAAUUAAAGUAAAGAUUUAACUUCAUCAGGCUAAUUGCCAUAUUGUCAUUGAAAGCAAUCUGGUUUUCCCUGUGUUGCUCAGGACUAGGCUUGCAGCAAAGCUGACUUGCAUUUUUCUCUUUUUGCUAAUUCAUACAGAGUUGAAAUGGUAGAGUUGAAAUCAGAGUUUGAGAUGGGCAGGAAGGUAAGUCCUGGCUCUUAACCUAGUUGUGCUAGCUUCAUAUGGCCCUAUCUGGUUGCAGUAACUCAGCACCUGACAUUAUGUCUGUACAAAUUACCAGAAUUCAGUCCCCAGGUUAUGUUCUGCCCUCGCCCUCAGCCAGCUUGUGCUUGUAGUGCACCUGGCUGCUGCUCCAGAACUGAGUCCUGAAGUGCAGAGCCAGCCUGGAUGCUGUAGAGAUCUACACAUAUUGGCUCUUCAGAUGCAAUUAAUAAGGUGUCAGAUUUAUACACAAGCUACGGAUUUGGAAUUUUUUAAAGGAAUAGAUGGUGGACAUUGAUAAAUACCUGGCUAUUCUCCAUCUUUCUGCCUUUGUACUGCUGAACAGUUCCUAGUUAUCUCUGUUGUGAGACACAUAGCUGAUGAAUCCUUUAAGUACCAGGGAGUUGCUGGUGGGUGUGGCAAUCCAACUGGUUAGGCUUAGAAAUGGCUGUCCUGUGCUUCCUUACAUUAGGUGCAGUGCUGCAGCAUGCUUCCCUUCCUCCACAGUCCUACAGGCAGACCUGCUUCUCACUGUAUUUUCUUCUUGUGGAAAUGAGAUAGGGCAAACACUGAGAAUUAAACCAGUAAACACUCUGUCCGGUGAAGAUGAUUGGUGGGUUUUUUUUUUCAUACAGGAGGUUGAAAGAGGACGUCCAUGUCUUUAGUAAGUGGAAGUUAACAUAUGGAGUUAAAAUCCUUCACUGUUUGAGAAAGGGGAUGAUGAAGAAACACAGGCUUCUGUAUUGAGGAAGUAAAAGCUCCUUAGAAAGCAGUAACACCUCAAGUUGAAACUGUAAGAGUUGUGCAUCAGGGAAAUAGUCAUUGCCAUAUUGCAUUCUCAGGAUUGUUAAAAUGAAAUUGUUUCAUUCAGACUCAUUACUUUGGUAUUGCCUUAUAUGACAAAUGGCAAUUGGACAAGGAAAUGUGGGGCCUUUUCACUUACAGAAAACAAGGAAGAAUAUAUUUUCUCUUAUGGCCUACCUAAUAAUCUCCCAUUCACAAUGAAAUCCUCCCAUGCUGUCUAUCCUAGGACCAACUCCUGUGUCUAAGUAUUUUAAAGUGUAGACAAUAGGAGAAGGAAAAUAUCCAAGUAGACUCUGAAAUUUAGCUGCUCUGUAUAAUAACCCGAGGAGGGGCUGACUGCAAGAAGCACACUUGAUUUCAGAGAGUGUUGGGGGGAUGAAGCCCACUGAAGGAAAAGUGUGCUUUUUCCAGCUGCCCAUAACUGAAGUAAAUGGAUUUCCCAUGAAAUCACAUCUCCUGAUAGGAGUAGCUGGGUAUUUCUGCACAACCAGGGAACAGGAAUAAAAUUAUUGCUCCAGGGAGCAGACAAAAAUUAGGAUGUACCUCUUCUCACAGCUAUUUGGCAUGACUUGGAUCUCUAAUCUUUGAGAGCUGGAAGGAAGGCAACAUGAAAGAAGUGAGUGUUCCUGUUAAAAACAUGUAUCUUAUUUGCCUGUUUCUUAAGAAAGAAGAAAGCAACAUUUGCAAUUAUCUCAUGGGCGUUUAUGUCCUUAUGUGGAACUGCUUAUAUGACAGAAUGAAUAAAUUGUUUUGAGCACAGUGAUCCAGGCAGUAAUUUUCUAAUAGUAUGUUGAUUUUGCUUCAGUUGUAUAGUGCAUUUAAAAACCCAAACCAGCUGUGGUACAGCAACAUGGUUGGGUGCAAUCAGAAGAAACCAGAGCAAUAAUGGUCUUAAUAUUUGCCGUGGUCUUGAACAGAGGUGUGUCUCAGUGGAAGGACACAGUGGGACUUGUGGGAUCAGCUGCCUCAGGGUGACAGCCAGUGUGAUCCUCCAGAUGCUUCAAUGGAUCUUGAAUGACAAAUAUAUGGAAACAUUUCAAAAAUGCUAGCAAAUAGGCACAGGAUUUCUCAUUUCAUCCCGGAAAGAUGUUGUUUAUUUCUAAAAUACCCAAACCAUAAUAAAAAAUGGA